GUUGUGGAUCCAACAAUGUAAGAGAAAAGCAGAGAGGAAGAGAAGGUAAAGUUUAGUGGCAAGCGUAUUGAUUGCAAACUUUAAGGUUAAUUUAUUUAUUUUUUGCUGAUAUGUGUUUUGAGACAAAAGCAAGAACAAGAAAGAAGCACCAACACAACAGCGACCACAACACAACCCAAGUUGGUUGAACCUUACACGUCAGCAUACUGAAACGUUGCGUGUUGGUUGAGAGAUGGGAAAUUCCUUCGGGUGUUCGGCCUCCGGCGAGAGGCUGGUGUCGGCGGCGAGGGACGGCGACUUGGUGGAGGCGAAGAUGCUUUUGAACUGCAACCCCUGUCUCGCCAAGUAUUCAACAUUCGGUGGCCUCAAUUCCCCUCUUCAUUUUGCAGCAGCCAAAGGCCACAACGAGAUUGUGGCAUUGCUGCUGGAGAAUGGAGCUGAUGUGAAUUCCAGAAAUUAUUGUGGCCAGACCGCCUUGAUGCAAGCUUGUAGAUAUGGGCACUGGGAAGUUGUACAGACACUUCUACUCUUCAGAUGCAAUGUUUUGAGGGCUGAUUAUCUUAGUGGGAGGACAGCUCUUCACUUUGCAGCUGUGCAUGGGCAUGUAAGAUGUAUUAGACUUGUUGUGGCUGACUUUGUACCAAGUGCACCUUAUCAAGCUAUACAUGCUUGCACAAAUAUUGACAAGGAUGGUGGAUCAAAUGUGAAAGGAAAACAUGAGCAUAGUGCCCUGUCCAAGUUUGUAAAUAAGACUGCUGAUGGUGGUAUAACUGCCCUUCACAUGGCCGCGUUAAAUGGAUACUUUGAUUGUGUACAACUUCUGCUUGAUCUUAACGCCAAUGUGUCUGCUGUGACAUUUCAUUACGGAACAUCAAUGGAUUUAAUCGGGGCUGGAAGUUCUCCUUUGCAUUAUGCUGCUUGUGGAGGCAACUUAAAAUGCUGUCAGAUCCUUGUUGCACGAGGUGCAAGUCGGAUGGCUUUAAAUUGCAAUGGGUGGCUUCCUCUUGAUAUUGCUAGGAUGUGGGGCCGUCAUUGGCUUGAACAAUUACUGGCACCCAGUUCUGAUACCACAGUACCUACAUUCUCUCAUUCAAACUACUUGUCCUUGCCUCUCAUGAGUGUGCUCAACAUAGCUAGAGAGUAUGGAUUACAAUCAUCUACAACCUCCUCUGACGAGAUUGACUUUUGUGCUGUAUGUCUGGAGAGACCUUGUUCCGUGGCUGCUGAAGGAUGUGGGCAUGAGCUUUGUGUAAGAUGUGCGCUUUAUCUUUGUUCAACAAACAAUGUUUCUUCUGAAAUGGUUGGCCCUCCGGGCUCUAUCCCCUGCCCUCUUUGUAGACAUGCAGUUGUCUCUUUUGUCAAGUUACCAGGUUCCCAAGCAAAAGAAAAUAAGUUACACGUGUCUUUGGGCCUGUGUACCCCUUGCAUGCUACAUCCACGUGACCUAGAUCAGCCAUCCAUCUCUCAGACACCUGAGAUUGGAAGAAAUCGUGUAGCUUCUGUUCCAUCAGAAAUACUCUGCCCCGUCACUUGUAGUCCAUUCCCAUCUAUGGCAAUUCCCCUAUGUACCUGCAAUGAUGGUCCAUGUCCAUCAUUUGAACCCCGAGAAGUAGAAACACGAGAUGAAUCACCUCAUCACUCUCAAGCAUCAACAGUGGAUCAGGAUAAAAUUGAAGGGCCAAGAUUGGAUAAAACAACUUGCUCUAGCAUGUUUUGGGGUAGAAGAAGUUGCAGCAGGGAGCACCAAUGCAAUUCAGAGAUAAAUGCUUGACUCGUAUGGUGUUUGUAUGACCCACUCUUGUGUUGUGGAUAGAUGGUAUGGUACACUUAGAUCAACACAGCAAUCCACAGUUGCCUCAGUAACCAACCUCCAAAGGUGGAACUCGGGAUAUCUCUAGGAGAAAAAAACUGCUCUGCAGAUCUGCUUGGCUGCAUAGGCUCUAUGCUAUAGGUGAUAGAUACAGUUCUGGUAUUUCAGCAACACAGCCACCCUCUGGAUAUGUUCUUUUCUGAUAUUUAGAGAGUAUGUGUAAUUACUUUCGGUUUCGUAAGAUUGUUAUUGUGAUUUAUUGUAAUUGGAUUUCAUCUUACCGAAAAAGAAAUAGUUUCUAUUAAGGGGGAAAGGAAUACCGUACGCUUUUUAUAGCAUGUAUCACGUUUGGAGCAUCUGUAUAUUAUGUUUGAGACGAAUUUCAUAGGUUUACAGACACCGAAGUUGGGGACUGAAACCUGCUGAUACAGUUAUGAAAACCUGUUUCUGUGGAGUUGAUAUGGAGCUGCUGAAAUAGUGAUUAAAGCAUGCCAUAUUGGCUUCUGUAAAGGGCAUUUUAAUAGAGUGGUGCAAGUUUUUUAUGGGAUCGUCUUAUUUGAGUCAAACUAUAACUAUUAACAGUAUUGUCUACU
Vigna umbellata (rice bean) is the source of this 2403-nucleotide messenger RNA. Its product is annotated as E3 ubiquitin-protein ligase XBAT33. NCBI's taxonomy places the organism in Eukaryota, Viridiplantae, Streptophyta, Magnoliopsida, Fabales, Fabaceae. The record is from RefSeq and is a predicted model, not a curated record. Gene Ontology annotation, molecular function: protein binding.